This is a messenger RNA of Brassicogethes aeneus, 1593 nucleotides long. The record is from the annotation of a GenBank genome assembly. NCBI's taxonomy places the organism in Eukaryota, Metazoa, Arthropoda, Insecta, Coleoptera, Nitidulidae.
CGACAGCAUGUUAAGAGUUUCAGCCCAAACGAAUCAACAAUUAUUAAAAUCCUGAAAAUAACUACACAUCUAUAUAUAUAUAUAAAAAAACUAUACACCUAUGUACACCUGGAAACAUUAAAAUCAUUAAAAGUUGUGCAUUGAAUAUUUUUUAUCGAAUAAUUUUUCAGUUUUUGUUUUACUGUAUAUACUAAAUGGGAAAGUUCAUUUAAAAAUAGCACAAACGGUUGUUUGUCGUAUAAAUAUUUACGGUUUUAUAAAAGUUGUGAAAUUGUUUUGUAGAAAUGAUUCAAAAAUGAACUUUGUGGUGAAUAAAACCCGAACUGGACGCUUUAAAAAAAGUGUUUUUUAAUAAAAAGUGUUCUAAUAUUAAAUGGAACCUUCGAUAGGCUUUGAUGACAUUAUAUUAUGUUAGGGAAGAAAAUCCGGUCGUGAUGGACCUAGAGCCAGAAUGCAUCAAAGACAAAGCGAACCGAACGAUUUGCGAGGUGGACGCUCGCGAAUUCUACCGAACCUACGAUGUUAUGACCGGCGUGCGGAUCGCCUACACCCUCGGAGGUUUUUUUGGACUGAUGGUGGUCCUCGUCCUCUACAAAUCCAAAUCAAAGACUGAAAAAGCCCUCGAAGACCCCGAUUUCACAGCUGCCGCGGUCGCGGAGGUAGAGGAAGAGGAGCGGCAGCUCCAGGCCGUCCUCGAGCAGACAGCUUAUGAGGAGCUGAAUCCUCGAAGGUCUAGGAGGUCCCUAGACACCUCCAGCAUGCCGCCAGGAUGGAUACGGAACUCCAAAAGGUUUUCAUCGGUUGGAGGUUAUAGUAGCCUCCUAGAGCCUCCUACAAGAAUGUCAUCGAGGCUUCCUAGUUUUAUAGAUGAGGAUUCUCCACCGGAAGAUGAUAAAUCAUUUUAUGAUGAAGUUUCUUUUAAUUAUAAUAGUCAUUUGAACGUCCCAAGACGUUCCAGCAACAUCACGUGUUCCUCUUCAGGAAGUUCAUACCUGGAACGAAGAGAUUCAGCUGUUGCUUUAGGUCUUCCUGCUCUUCCAGCGCACAAGUCUAAAUAUUCCAGGCGUCAGUCGUCCCCCGUACCAGAAAUAUAUGAUUUUUACUACCCCAUAGAUAUCAGAGUGACCCAACCGACUCCAGGAGGUUCCCCUUGUGGAAGCGAUCGGGCUCUAUAUGAUAGAGUCGGUGAUCCACCAAACUUGAAGCCGAAGCUGGCCCCGCUAGCUUCGAUAAGCAGCUGCAACACCUCGAUAGGCAUAGAUCUACCAGAAUUCGACAUCCAGUCAUUAAAUUCAGACUCAGUGUUCAACAACAACGACGAAGACGGAGACACCGACCACGAAAUCGACGAGUUCUCCACCGAUAGCGAUGAAGGCGCUUGCUACUCGAGGGACAAAAAAUCCCACUUACCGCACGUGGGAUGUAACGUGACGCAAAGAUCUUCGUCCAAGAGUUCCCUGACAGUUGUUGAACAAGAGGUCAGUGGUAUUCGCUUGAAAACUCUGUAUAGCGAAGAGGAAAAAACAAUGUGGCCAAAAGAAACUUUGUUUUAAAUUUUGCUUACAUAUUUAAGUCGAUCUUGGAUUUGUUUAG